Molecule: messenger RNA, 625 nt
Organism: Lycium ferocissimum
Lineage: Eukaryota; Viridiplantae; Streptophyta; Magnoliopsida; Solanales; Solanaceae
Product: photosystem I subunit O
Exons: 4
Coding region: 73-510 (145 amino acids)
Source: RefSeq, a predicted model, not a curated record
AUUUUUAUACACUCUCUAUUAUUCCUAGUGACCCUCCUAACACCAUACUAUUCAGAGAAUAAGGAAACAAGAAUGGCAGCAACAAUGUCCACUGUUGUAGGCUUAGCUAGCUCAUCUCUUUCUGGAGUUUCUUCUCCAAAGAAGACUUGCCUCAGCUCAGGCUUCCUGAGAUCACCAGUGACAGCAAGAAACCCUUUAAGGGUAGCACAAGCUUCAGGAGGCAGAGUUACAUGUUUUCAAAGAGACUGGCUGAGGAGAGACUUGAAUGUGAUUGGAUUUGGUUUGAUUGGAUGGUUGGCUCCUUCAAGCAUUCCAGCAAUCGAUGGCAAGAGUCUAACUGGGCUUUUCUUUGAAAGCAUUGGCACUGAACUCUCUCACUUCCCCACUCCACCUGCUCUCACUUCUCAAUUCUGGCUAUGGUUGGUGUGCUGGCACUUGGGCUUGUUCAUCUGCCUGACUUUUGGACAAAUUGGUUUCAAGGGAAGGACCGAGGAUUAUUUCUCAAAGUAGAACAUUUUCUUCUGCAAAUGAUCCUGUAUAAAAGAUAAAUAAGCUACUUCAGUCUUUGGUAUUCGUGUUUUUUAAUUUCAGCAUGUUAUUAUGGGCAAGAAAUAGCUUCUCCUUU